This is a messenger RNA of Lactuca saligna, 276 nucleotides long. Lineage: Eukaryota; Viridiplantae; Streptophyta; Magnoliopsida; Asterales; Asteraceae. The record is from the annotation of a GenBank genome assembly.
AUGUUAAUAAAAGGCGUGUUUGUAACAAACGAAGGUGUCUGGAAAGCCAUUGUUUGUUCUCUCACCAUUUGGCUUAGCGGCGGUAUUUGUGAGAUAACUAGCACGCCGCUGACGUUGCACUUUUGUGCCAUUGCAACGGCAGAGGAUGUUUGUCCUUCGUCGGUCGGCCUCCAUAAUGCAUUUGUUGGAGCAGUAGCCGUCAUUGAGCUGCCUUGUUGUGAUGUUUCACCGGUAACUGGUGUGAGAAUUGGGGCGAUAAUUGGUUCCAACGCCUGA